Messenger RNA from Prosopis cineraria, 2376 nucleotides. RefSeq lists its product as uncharacterized. The record is from RefSeq and is a predicted model, not a curated record. Lineage: Eukaryota; Viridiplantae; Streptophyta; Magnoliopsida; Fabales; Fabaceae. The transcript has 14 exons. Bases 135 to 2204 code for a protein of 689 amino acids.
CGAUUUUUCUUCACCAUAAACAAAUUCCCGCAAAAUACACAGCCUCAAAUCCAAAAUCUCUUGGCGGACGGAUCCAUUUUGAGUUCUUCUUAAACGAUCAUGAUCCUCUGUUAUACUUUCCUGCUGCUUUUUCCAUGGCUCUCCUCACUUUCCCGCGUUUUCCUUCGCUUUCCUACUCGCCAAUCGGCCGGCCCUUUUCUCAAACUCGAUGCUAUUGCUCCUUAUCCAGGAUGAGAAUGACGGCAAGUAGUACCAGAGAUCACAAUGGUACGGCUAUUCUCUGGUUCAAGCACGACCUCCGUGUCGAUGAUCACCCAGGCCUUGCUGCAGCAUCGAAGUUUCGGGCAUUGGUUCCUGUUUACAUCUUCGAUCGCCGGAUUCUUUCCCGUUUUUCUGAUGAAAUGUUAGAAUUGGUUCUAUUUGCUGUGAAAGACUUGAAGAAGUCGUUGAAGGAUCAGGGCUCUGAUCUAAUGAUCAGGUUCGGCAAUGCUGAGAGUGUUAUACAAGAACUUGCAAGAGAGGUGAAAGCUACUUGUGUAUUUUUGGAAGAGGAGGUAGAGUAUGAACUACGCUUAAUGGUGGAUGUUGUCAAAGAGAAGUUGAAAUCCAUGAUAAUUCCGGAGGGUAGCCUGAGGAUUGAAAUGUGGCAAACUCCAUUUUAUGACAUAAAGAGUUUGCAAAAUCUUCCUUCAUCAUAUGAAGCCUUUAUGAAACUCCAAUUACCAAUAACUACACCAGUUCAGCUAUCCAAGUUGCCUGCAGCUGAAAUGGAACUGGACUGGGGUGGUCCUCUUCCCUUAUGUGAUGAUAUAAAGGAAUUCAUGGGUAUCAAUCCAAAAUCGAAUUGGACUCAAAUCAAGGAGACAUCUGCUGAAACUUUACUGCAGAGGAAAGAGUUAAUGACUAGCCAUAGCAGUGACAGAAGUUCAAGUUUCAAGGACAUGAAAGCAAGAACAGUGCAUCAAUCAGUUUUUAUCACGCAGAAAGGAAAUGUUGUUGGGGGUGGAACAAACAAUGUAUUAAAUGCAUUGGCUGCAUAUUUACGAUAUUUGGAGGGGACAGCUCGAGAUGACUGGCAAGAGGUACAUGAAAAAGUACGUGCUGCUGAAAGUCGCGAUGGAGCAUCAUUUAUUGGACUCUUUAGUGCUGCCUUGUGUCUUGGCAUUAUAUCUAGAAGAAGAGUGCAUUUUGAAGCUAUCAAAUAUGAGAAAGAGCGAAAUGCAGGAUUUAUUUCUCCUUUUGGAUAUUCAGCAGCCACAAUUGCAGCAGCAGUUGAUGCUGUGUGUUCAAUGGAGUGGUAUUGGCUUAUGGCGCUACGAAGUCAGGUAAAUAGUCAUGGAAUGCAUUCAAGACGGAUAUGGAGAUGGAAUGGUUACCUUAUUCAGUAUACAGUUGCUGGUGAAGAAGGCCCUGCCGUUCUCCUUGUGCAUGGUUUUGGUGCUUUCUGGGAGCAUUACCGUGACAACAUACAUUUUGUAGCUGGAGCUGGAAAUCGGGUAUGGGCGAUCACAUUGUUAGGAUUUGGCAGAUCGGAAAAGCCAAAUAUAACCUACUCUGAGGUUUUGUGGGCUGAACUGUUGAGAGAUUUCAUUGUUGAUGUUGUGGGUGAACCAGUCCACCUUGUUGGUAACUCAAUUGGUGGUUAUUUGACUGCUAUUGUUGCUCGAAGUUGGCAUGCUUUGAUCAAAUCUAUUGUCCUGAUUAACAGUGCAGGCAAUAUCAUUCCAGGAUACAAGUCGGUGCCACUAUCAAAAGAUAGACAAACUUCUGGGGCCUUCUGGUUGGGUUCUCGCCUUCUUCUAUUCUACCUGAGGCUAAGAAUUGAAGACCUAGUUAAGAAGUACUAUCCAACAAGAAUAGAGAGAGUCGAUAAUUGGCUCAUAAAUGAAAUGCUUAGAGCAUCAUAUGACCCUGGCGUGCCUGUGGUCCUGGAAAGUAUCUUCAGUUUCAAUCUUUCCAUCCCUCUGAACUAUCUUCUUGAAGAUGUUAAGGAGAAGGUUUUGAUUAUACAGGGAAUGAAAGAUCCACUUUCUGACUCUAAUUCCAAGGUGGCCAUGUUCAAAGAACAUUGUGAUGGAGCUAUGAUUAGGGAAUUAAAUGCUGGCCAUUGUCCUCAUGACGAGGUGCCGGAACAGGUGAAUCCCAUCAUUUGUGAGUGGAUUCUACGUAUGGAAAGUAAAAUUUUAGCAAACUUUCCGUUGUAGUAUUCACUUGUGGUGCCCUCUUAACUGUAUAUAUUGAUUGAUUUUUACUUUAAGAUUCUUGUGUAGAUUUGGUGUUUAUGCACCAAACCUUUACUCUGUAGAUUAAAUUGAGUCUUUAUGUUAUUACUGUGGGAAGAUCACUUUUCAAUGAAAUGAAAUUCAUUUCUGACAA